Messenger RNA from Westerdykella ornata, 1222 nucleotides. RefSeq lists its product as uncharacterized. The record is from RefSeq and is a predicted model, not a curated record. The transcript has a single exon. NCBI's taxonomy places the organism in Eukaryota, Fungi, Ascomycota, Dothideomycetes, Pleosporales, Sporormiaceae. The coding region runs from base 135 to 911 and encodes 258 amino acids.
GUAGGCAACUGUUACAGACGUCUUCCCACAUAUAAAUUGCCACGCCUGUUCUACACUUUUCCAUCCGCAUCUCUGCAAGACGCAACCCAACUCAACCGGUUUGAGUGUCACCCCGCAACACAGAGUGCUGAAAGAUGGAGCCCGUCCCCCUUCGCGCAGCUAUCGGGGCGGACAUGGCCAAGAACUUUCAAUAUACCGACGCGGACGUUACCGCAUCCGACGAGUGCUUCAUCUGUAUGCAGCCUUACGCUCCAUUCAACCCCGUUGGCUGUCAUGCCAUAAAGCUGAAACCAUGCGGUCACGUCGUGGGCUUUCAGUGUCUGAGCAAAUGGAACGCAACAAAUCCUGAAGCGGCAUGCCUCUUGUGCCGGCAGAGGCUUGCCUUGCAAUUCGCCAGCAAAAUCGAUCAAGUUCUUCUCUGGCUCGCACGGUCUGAGUUCUUCGACGCCUUUGAUGAUCUAUUGGCCGCGAUGCAUAGGGACGACGACCCACGGAAGACAUACCAUCUACGCAACGCGCUUGUACGUGGCGAGAUUACGAUUUCGGAACGUCUCCGCCUAUUGCGCGAUGUCGUCGAGCUGCAUUCAUGGGUACACGCUGUCAUCGCCGUUAUCUACAUCUUCGGUCUAGCUCUGGUUUCCGCCGGCACUCAGAUAGUGUUUUCCGCUCUGGAAAACACCACUGUAGGCUGUGCCGAAGCGCUAGUACCGAGAUGGCGUCCCCAAGCAGCAGCAUUCCUUCAAGGCGUUGACAUCUGGAUCUUUGGCGAGGGAAAUGUGAUUUGGCGACUGGUGCACUUGCGCCCUAUUCCUUGGAUUAUCAUUCGGACUCUGCUCGGCGCUCACGGUUUUCUGUAUGCCUUCUUCGUUUCCACGUCAAUGGCUAUAUGCCUGUUGGCGGGUCGUCACUGAAGCAGUACCCACAGCGAAGAGGAUGGCCGGACAUGAGGUUGGAUGAUACCUUUUGGGAGCGACCUCGCGCACUGAUGCAGUAGAUCAGUUAUCUGUAUGCAAAUGGUUAGCCAAGUUUGCAAGGUGGCAGCAGGAUGUAGGCGCAUGUGAGCUGUUCGAUGAGUUCGUAUUCUCAUCUGCAUAUUGGGAUUCGAUAGAAGCGUUGGCGUGUGUUUCUGUGUCAUUCAUGCCAUGCGGUAUUGAGACUAUAUCAUGAGUAUGUAUAUCAAUAAGAAAAGGCAUCAUUCCGAUGAGAUCUUGUGUCGUUGAUU